UCACGUUUCUCGAGAAGUAAACGUGAAGGGGAAAUGCAAUGCACAAGCUCCGCGGUCGUGCCAUGUCUCGAGCAUGGCUGCACCCCACCGUGCUGUUGUGCUUGUAUGGCUUCUGUUGCAACUUCAGGCCGUCGGAACCGUUCCUCACCGCCUUCCUGAUGGGGCCGGACAAAAACCUCACGGACACGGAGGUUGUGAAUGAGAUUUAUCCAGUAUGGACGUACUCCUACCUAAUCUUGCUGCUUCCCGUGUUCCUGGCCACGGACUACCUCUGCUACAAGCCUGUACUCAUCCUGCAGGCGGUCAGCUUUGUUGUGACCUACUCCAUCCUCAUGAAAGGGCAGGGCGUUCUCGUCAUGCAGCUCCUGGAGGUCUGCUUCGGUGUAGCCACAGCCACUGAUGUGGCGUACUACGCUUACAUCUACAGCGUGGUGGAGAGGGGCUGUUACCAGCGGGUGACCGGUCUCUGCCGCAGCGCUGCGCUCUUGGGCUCGGCCAUGGGCUCGCUCGUCGGCCAAUUCCUCGUGUCCGUGGGUCACGUCCCUCUUCUUUACCUCGUGGUCGUGACCCUGGCCACCUCUUGCGUAGCCUUCCUGGCCCCCUGGUUCCUGCCCAUGCCGAGCAGGAGUCUGUUCUUCCACGAGGGGAGUGUUCCCCAGGACCAGCCAUGCCCGGAUCCUGCCGUCUGCACCAGGCUUGUCGAGAAGGGGACGACGGGCCUGAACGUAGAAAUGCACGAGCAUAGGAAUCUGAAACAGGUGCUGAAGUCUCUCUGGGCAGAUUUUGUGCAGUGCUUCUCACGACGCCCUCUCCUGGCGUGGUCGGUGUGGUGGGCUCUCUCGACCUGCGGCUACUUCCAAGUUAUCAAUUAUGCUCAAGUUCUCUGGGAGAAAAUCCUUCCUUCGAAGGAAUUUGAGAUCUACAAUGGUUAUGUUGAGACCAUAUCUACUUUGCUUGGUGCUCUGGCUGCAUUUGGGGUCAGUUUCGUGAGGGUGUCCUGGGCGGUGUGGGGUGAACUAGCACUCUGCAUGUUCUCUGUAGUCAUCGCCGUGGCUGUCUACCUCAUGCACGCGGUCAGGAACAUCUGGGUGUGCUAUUCAUCCUACGUGCUCUUCAGAGCCACCUACAUGCUGCUCGUCACCAUAGCGACGUACCAGAUUGCCGCCAACCUGAGCAUGAGAAGGUACGCCUUGGUGUUUGGGGUGAACACCUUCAUUGCUCUACUGCUGCAGACGUUGCUUACCGUGAUCGUGGUGGACUCUGCCGGCUUGGGUCUGGACAUUUUCCCCCAGUUUCUGAUCUACAGCAGUUACUUUGCAGCGAUCGCCUUCGUCUUCCUCCUCGCUGGGGUGUUUAAAGUGGCCCGAUGCUGCAGGCCCGGUGGGGCGCAGAGAUAGGAUGUGAGCGAGGAGAGUGAAACGGACUCCACUGCAGGACUUCUAUACACUACCGAGGGGGUGGCAGUAGCGGAGAGGCAUGAACACGAGACCCUAUCCACGACUGCGGUGUUGAGCGUGAAAGUGAAGUUGAUUAGUGUGUGUGUGUGUGUGUGUGUGUAUGUAUGUGUGUGUGUGUGUGUAUAUAUAUAAUAUAGAUAUUUAUUGAGGGCAGUAAGAGAAAAGAUUGAUGGAACAAAAUGACCACAUUCUAACGCACAAAGAAAUUGACCAAAACGUGUUUUUGAAUGAAUGUCUCACACAUGAAGACGAGGUUGUUAAUUAAUGUUUCUACGUUUUUAAGCACACACUAAGCGACUAAUAUGCACUGGUAAAAUAUAGACUGAACAUGCAGACAGGUCAAGCCGUAAUGAGCCUUCCAGUUUAAGAUAAGUUCUAGUUUGUACAAAUGCUGGUUUUUAUUGUUGCACGUCAGUAGGUUCCGAACCUGUCCACUGUAUGUAGACAUGUUUGGUCUCCUUUUUGCUAUUGUCUGGCACGCAUGGUGUUGGAGAACAAUUAUCUCUCGUUGAGACAAGACUUCUGCUGUUGGAAUUUUUCUUUUGGAAUUUUUUUUCUUUGAGAAUAUAGGCUGUUGGGUUGUGGCAGGGAUGGCGUGCAUGUUCUCCUAGAUGCCAAUCAGCUCCUGACAAUCCUGUUUGGGCACUGCGGGAGAGGAGGCUGUACUCUGAUUGGGCACUGGGGGCCGUUGGCAAAUGGGCAAUGCCUAUCAUCUCAUAAGGAGAACUGUUGCAUUGCAUCAUGUUAGUGUUUAGUGAGGAUUAAUUGACAACAGAAUAAUUCAGAUAUUUGUGUUGAAGAAACUUUGCCUUGUAUAUUGGUCUUCAGUCACCGUUUAACACAAGAAUUUUCAGUGUUUGUCUCUUCACCUUUUUUCUUCCACCUUCAUGUAAAUGUGAUUUGUGCCCAAACAAAGCUUGUUUGGGUCUGUUGUCUUGUGUGGGUGGGUGUGUGAGUGUGUGGGUGUGUGUGUGAGUGGGUGGGUUGGUGGGUUGGUGUGUCAGUGGGGGCCUGUUACUAUUGCUGGGUUAGAAGCACUGAUGGAAAUACAAGCCCCAGGCUGGAGGUCUUAGUUUGGCCUUUAGCAGUGCCACAGUAGUUGACCAGAUUAGUCGGCUUUGCUAGUCUCUACAUAAUUAGCACUUCUGUGGGCUUUGACAUGACACGCACAACGUACACAGGCUUUAGAGAUGCUCAGAAACACAAGAAUUGGUUUUAAAUGCAACAUUACAAUUAGGUUCGGAAAGGACAAACUAAUUUCUUGCUUAGUCCUGUAACUAGCAACUUAAUUGUAUGAAUUAAUGUUGUACAUUUAGUUUACAUUUUCAAUUGAUUUUCAGCAAUGUGUAUAAUUCAUCAUUUUGUAGUGUUUUAUUUUUAAUAUAAAUAAAAUUUGUGAAAAUAGGGUAAAUUGCAGUUGUCAACAUAAAUUUAUUCCGCAUUAUCUAUCAUUUUGCCUGUCUACUGUACUUGAGGAAUAUGGAAUUUUAUGCCACUACAAAUUACUUUUUUUUUUAACUGCUCCAUGUGUUCUAAUUUAUCCAUAAAACUGUUAUCCUAAAACUGUUGGCCAGUUUAACCAAUUGAGUUUGUAAAAUUAGGCACAUCGGAGAACGAUUAGGCUUGUCUAAGUACUAAUGCACUAAUAAAAUGCAACAGUA
Molecule: messenger RNA, 3118 nt
Organism: Electrophorus electricus (electric eel)
Lineage: Eukaryota; Metazoa; Chordata; Actinopteri; Gymnotiformes; Gymnotidae
Gene: slc19a2
Product: solute carrier family 19 member 2
Biological process (GO): transmembrane transport; vitamin transport
Cellular component (GO): plasma membrane
Molecular function (GO): vitamin transmembrane transporter activity
Source: RefSeq, a predicted model, not a curated record